Messenger RNA from Drosophila erecta, 3938 nucleotides. It is a transcript of the gene Unc-76, whose product is annotated as fasciculation and elongation protein zeta-2. Bases 507 to 1928 code for a protein of 473 amino acids. Lineage: Eukaryota; Metazoa; Arthropoda; Insecta; Diptera; Drosophilidae. The record is from RefSeq and is a predicted model, not a curated record. Gene Ontology annotation, cellular component: cytoplasm; axon. The transcript is spliced from 5 exons.
UGGUAAUCCGUUUCUGGUCACACCACUGUCAGUCGAAAUUAGUUUUGCAGGAGAGCAGUUCGGUCGUCAGUUGUAGAAACGCAAUUUAUAGAAACAAAACAUAAGCAACCGCGUCUGAGUGCCAGUGUGAUUUAUUUUUUUUAUUGUUUGGUGUUUAUUGUGCUCGUAAGCAGAUCAGUCAUAUCAGACAGACAGCCAGCCAGAAAGUCGAGCGCUGGGCAAUCGGAAUAAGUCCAAUUGGAAUUGCCCGAACCGCAGUUCCACGGAGUCGAGUGUUCCGUGUUUCGUAUUCCGGGGCAUUUUCCCCGCCGAAAGCCCCGCUCAACCCACAAGCAACUAGCCGAAUUAGGGGUUGCAAAGUUUUUGCAGCCAGUCCGGAAAAGUCAGUAGAACUUGUGUUCUGAAGGAAGAAAAGGGAAGCGCGCAAGUGAAGACUGCCCCCAAAAGUUUAAACGGAAUCGGAAGGGGACUCCGCCGAAUCCUUGAGAGAAUCCUUUGCGCGUGCCAUGCGUGACCUCGGCACCAAAAUGGCCGAGCUAAAAUUCGAGGCUCCAUUGGCAAAGUUCGAGGAGACGGACGAGUGGGGCGGCUGCGACUUCAUCUCGAAUCAGAAUGCCCUAAACGACACGCUCAACCUGAAUCUAAAGGAUUCCUCCUCCGGCGGCAAGCCGGAUGCGGCCAAGCUGCGCCUCCUGGAGGAUGCGGUACGCGAUGCGCAUGUGAGCAAGAACGGAGGAAGUGGAGUAGUGGGAGGAGGAGCUGGCUCCAUUAGCCCCAAUUGCAACACGCUGCAGGGCGGGUCGCUCAUAGAAAUCGGCCUGUCCGAUGUGGGAUUGGUGCCAGGCGAGGGAGCCGGUGUUGGUCUGGACGGUCUGGAGAAGCGCUCCCUGGCCGCCGGCGACCAUGUUGACAACUUCACGGAGACCUUCGGCGGGAGCCUGGAGGAUUUGGUCAACACGUUCGACGAAAAGAUAACCAAGUGCUUUGGCAACUACGAGGAGAACGUCGAGGAGCUGGCUCCGGUGCAGGUGCGCAGCCAGGAGGAGAUCAUGAACGAAUGCCAAAUGUGGUGGACCAUCACAGGAAACUUUGGCAACAUUCUGCCCAUCGACUGGUCCAAGUCGUACACCCGUCAGAUGCACAUGCCCACCCUGAAUCUGGGCCAGAACCACACGAAGCAGCAGCAGCAGGCCCGCAACCAGCAGCAGCAGUUGCACAACCAGAGCCACCAGGCGUAUCCACACACCAACGGGUCGGGAUCCGGAUCUGGGCUGGAUGCCCAGACUCCGGGCGAUGAGUUCAACGAUCUGACCAGCGAGGACGAGGCGGUGGCCAACGACCUGGACAUGCACGCCCUCAUCCUCAACGGCUUGAACGGGGACAUGGACGACCAGCCGAUCAAGACGGUGGAGGAGGUGAUCAAGGAGAUCGACGACAUCAUGGACGAGGCCGAGAGCCCGCUGGACGAGCCGGAGACCUGCGAUUCGGAGGUGAUCGAGAAGGCGCGAGAGGUGCUGGGCGCCCCCCUCUAUGCGGAAAAACUGCAAUAUCUGACCACGACACAGCUGAACGAGCUGUACAUGGAGAUGGAGGUGCUGAUCCAGGAGCUGAGCGAGACCUUGAUCAACGAGCUGGCCCUGCGCGACGAGCUGGAGUUUGAGAAGGAGCUGAAGAACUCGUUCAUCUCUCUGCUCCUGGCCGUCCAGAACAAACGGCGGCAGUACCAUGUGGAGAAGAAGCGCGGCAAGUUCCAGGGUCCCGAGCCCAAGUACUUGACCACAGUCAUUCCGUAUCACCUGGAGAACGGCACGCCCAACAAUCAGUCCCUGCAGGUCCUGAUCAAGAUUCUCAAGGCCAUCAACGAGGACAGCCCGACGGUUCCGGCCCUCCUUACGGACUACAUCUUGAAGGUGCUCUGCCCCACAUAAGCGCGCUAAGCGGUAGUCGCCGAGGAGCAGGAACCCAGCUGUCGCUCCAUCUCUACGUCUGUGUUUAUACAAUUGAACCGUACAUCUCUAUACAACUUGCAUAUACACACCGAACCACACCACACAUAAUUUAAUGAUUAGUUCGUACGUUAAAUUAUUGCUUAAAUGCAAUCCUCUCGAUUCUCUCCGGGGAGGAGAAGAUUUCCACACAAACCGGAGAGCGCCAGGACUCUAGUGAUUGGAUAACAACGCUUCGUCUGUCCAAUGCGAGGCGCCCAAGGUGGGGUCUUCUUGUCAACAGAGUCAACGGCCUUUUCCUGGCCGAUCCCCGACAGAACAAAAUAUGCAACAAAAUAUACAUGUAAUACAAACAUAUAUAGACACAUAUAUAUAACGAAAUAUUUGCGGAGAGCGCGCUCGAAGAACUCAGCCAGUCCUCCCAUGGCAAUAAUACUCAAUUCUCCGCCGCCUCUCUUUCUCUUUAAGGAGCCUUCGUAUUGUUAUAGAGCCGACUCCAACUAAGCUUAAAUAUAUAUGGUAAAUGCAUCUAGGCCAGUUGCAAGUCUGCCGCCUGUCGCCGCCGGUGCAGCGUUAACUUUUCGUCUAUAUGUGAAAUAUGCAGAUCUAAAACGAUACACAGCUUGCAUUUUGUUCGCUCAGCUUUCUGCGAUCGAACGAGCGGGCUUAUCUGUGAGUUCGGUUCGGCAGCCAAUCACUAGGUUUUACAAUAAGGAACUUGUAUGUAAUAUAUAUGUAACUUGAUCAUAAGAGGUGUGUGGCCCUGGAGAAUCCGCCGUUUCGAAAUGUGUUCCGUGUGCAAUUUACAAAUACCAUUUGAUGAGAUGGCUUCAGACUCAGACUUAGACUCAGAAAUAGGAACAGAAACAGAAUCAGAAUCAGUUGCAGCAAUUGUUUUCGCUUCGCUUUAAGUUUACUACGCCUAAUUUACUCAUUUUUUUAUUGUUUACGAGGCCAUAAAACGCGUUCUGUUUUGUUCAAAACAAUUGUUUAAUGUGAAUGGAGGAAACACAAAUUUAAUUUUAAUUUGCAUAGAAAACGCUGUGUUAUUUACUUUUACCAAACAAGCAUAAAUAAAACGCUAAUGAUUAAUGAUUAAUGAUAAUUAUGAUUACGAAUAAAUCGAAUAAUAGCUAAAACUCAGUCAGGCGCACAGUGCUCUUCUUUUUCUUCUUCAUUAUGAACCACUACCCAUUAUAGCCAGUAAAUCGGUACUCCGUAAUCGGUCCUUACCUCCUAAGCUACCAGCCACACUAGCAAGCGAACUUAGAGCGAUAAACGAGUAGGGGAAGUACAAGUAUGAGUACAAGUAAAGAUACAUCAAGUUGCAUCAAGUCCAAAUGAACCACAUUAUAUCAUGUCUCACAUCUCACACGACAAAACUAAGCGAAGAAGGAAGAGCGCUCGAAGAUUCCAGCCCAUUUGAUCAGUCCAUUGAUCUUCGUUCAUGGAUCGGCUCUUCAGAUAGAAGAAUGAAUAGUGGAUAAUGAAUCACAUCUAAUGCAAAUCUUAGGUACCUUUGUUAGUAAACGAUAUGCAAGAUAUACAUACCUAAAAUCGAAAACCUAUAUAAAAGACAAAGACAAAAUACACACUCAAGAGAAACAUAAAAGCAUAAAUGUUUUACGACUUCAUAUACAACAAAUAUAAAUGUAUAUCAAAUAUGGUCGCGCUUUAUAAACCAAUUUAAAACGUAUUACUAAAUCGCAAAUCUUUCAAUGGAAUGUGACUUUUUUAGGUCUCUGCUGAGUAAAACAAAUAUUAAAAACCAAGCAAAGGCUACAUAAAUCAUAUAAUAUGAUACAAAAUUAAGAUGGGAUCCCCUAAUUGUACGCGUAUUUGUAAAUUAUUUCAAAAUGCAAAUAAAUAACAGCCUAGGAUGGAAAUUAUAUUUAUUUGAUAAAUUAGUAAAAGGAGAACACAAAAUACACAGUUCUAUGUACAAUGGACAAACCGAAAACUUUUAAAUUGCUUGAAUAAAAAGAAGAAAAC